Messenger RNA from Oncorhynchus kisutch (coho salmon), 3943 nucleotides. Its product is annotated as paired box protein Pax-9. The record is from RefSeq and is a predicted model, not a curated record. The coding region runs from base 212 to 1297 and encodes 361 amino acids. NCBI's taxonomy places the organism in Eukaryota, Metazoa, Chordata, Actinopteri, Salmoniformes, Salmonidae. Gene Ontology annotation, molecular function: DNA-binding transcription factor activity, RNA polymerase II-specific; RNA polymerase II cis-regulatory region sequence-specific DNA binding. Gene Ontology annotation, biological process: anatomical structure development; regulation of transcription by RNA polymerase II. The transcript is spliced from 4 exons.
AACCUGUCUCCGCUGCCAUCAGGAAACACAUCGCGGAUUUGUCCUUCUCGCUACUAUCGUAGUUUGGUUAUCGCAGUAGCCUACCCGUGGCGGAGGAGAGCGAGAAUUUGUGCUCCCCUAGACAGGUUUCCAGACACCAGCGAAACUGGACGCGGAACUGGACGGAAGGUAUAACUCCGAGAUCCCAAUAAUAAUUUGUGGACUAAACGCAAUGGCUGUCUCUGUAUAUGUUUCCAUGACACCAGAGCCAGCCUUCGGAGAGGUGAACCAGCUCGGCGGUGUUUUCGUCAACGGCAGACCGCUACCCAACGCCAUCCGGCUGCGGAUUGUAGAGCUCGCUCAGCUGGGCAUCAGACCUUGCGACAUCAGCAGACAGCUCCGGGUGUCCCACGGCUGCGUCAGCAAGAUACUGGCCCGGUACAAUGAGACCGGCUCUAUACUCCCGGGAGCGAUCGGGGGCAGUAAGCCACGGGUCACCACGCCGUCAGUGGUCAAGCACAUACGGACAUACAAGCAGAGGGACCCGGGUAUUUUCGCAUGGGAGAUCCGAGACAGGCUACUGGCUGAUGGCGUUUGUGACAAAUUUAAUCUACCAUCUGUGAGCUCCAUCAGUCGGAUCCUCCGCAACAAGAUUGGCAAUCUAUCCCAGCAGAGCCAGUAUGAGUCCAGCAAGCAGUCGUCUCACCAACCACCUCAACCAACGCUACCAUACAACCACAUAUACUCGUAUCCGACCCCCAUCGGAGCCUCUGGAACCAAAGUACCGACUCCCCCAGGCAUGCACUCCCUCCCUGGACACAUGGCUAUGCACAGGAUAUGGCCCUCAUCGCACUCGGUAACAGAUAUUCUGGGGAUUCGGUCGAUAACAGAGCAACAAAUUAGUGACAGUUCGUCCUUUCCCAGCGCCAAACUAGAAGAAUGGAGUGUUAUAAACAGAACACAUUUUCUGCCAUCAGCAAGUUCUCAACUAGUCAAUGGCGUGCAGCAUAAACCACCGCAUUCUAUAGAACCUGAAGCAAAAUGCACACAGAUGCAGAGUGGUUUUCCCACAGUGAACAGUUAUGUCACAGCGCCCAGUAUCCCGGCCUACCCCCCCCCCACCCCAGUGUCGCCUUACAUGGGGUACAGCGCCACCACGUCGGCCUAUGUGACCGGUCCCACAUGGCAGCCGCCCAGUGGCAGUGCUCUCUCUCACCACAGCUGUGACAAUAUUGCCUCCUCGCUGGCCUUCAAGGGUAUGACAGCCCACCACCGUGACACACUCCACCCCCACACCGUCAGCGCCUCAGCACUGUAGAACACAGGCAGACCGGCGAAUGGAUGGACGGAGAGACAGAGGUGGGAGAGAGAGAGGGAAGAAGAGGGGGAGAAGAACAGACAGACGGGCAGAUUGAGAGAAAAGAGGAUGACAGAAGGAGAAAUGGAGAGAUGAGUCCUCUCUUACAAUGGGUCCCGUGUCAGCUCAUCACAAACAAUCACCUCUCUGUAUUUAAAUGAAGGACCUCACCUAGGAGAAAUAUCAAUCACAACAUUCUCUUCCAUAUAACAUGAUGUGGAGAACUCAAGUUAACGCGCCGUUAAAGACAGGACAUGGAAGGAAAGGUUUCUACAGUAUCUACAGUAUCUACAGACAUGACACUGUCUGUUUGUUGUCCAGCAGACAGCUCACAGGACAGGACAGGUGUAUUGAAGGACUGACUGACUGACUGACUGGGGAUGGGGGACAUUUUGCCAUCCUCAUCAACAGCUUGUCUCUUAAACCCAUUUUUGAACACUUCUCUGCAAAUGUUAUUAGAGACAAGGGGCUAAAGCAGGCGGGUGACAAUCUAAACCAGCAGGAAAACAACGUUUUGCAUUUACGUGUUUCAGGGUGAAAUCAAUUGCCAUUAUUUUGGAUGUUUUGUAUUCUUUCUUUUUUGUUUGUGUUCUGUUUUUUAUUUUAUAAAUUCAACAGUCUCAAUAUUGAACAUUGUUUUUUCACUUCUCAACUUAAAUGUAAUGCAACGCUUCAGAGAAGUUAUCCUAAUGUUUAUUUAUUAGACUGACUAAGGUACUGCGGUUAAACAAAGUGCAGUUAUUACAUCAUAUGGGGAACGUUCCCUAAUGUUUAAGACUACAUUAUGGUAGAACAGUAAAAAGCUGCAGCUCCAAAACAUGCACAGUGAAACUGUAUCUGAAUUAAAAUAAUUGUUUGGAUUGUUACCUGUUUUCUCUGAAUUGUAGCGGUUGUUUCAGAAACCUUAGAAACUCAAGUGAAAGUAGUAUUAUAAAAAAAAACUUGUGCGUGAAAUAAUAUUCGCCAUAUGCAACAAUUCAAUUUCAUUUGACAUGAAAGAAGAACGUUGCGUAGGGAUGUCUUGGCUGGGUGGUAUACUCAGGCUACGGCUGGGUGGUAUACUCAGGCUACGGCUGGGUGGUAUACUCAGGCUACGGCUGGGUGGUAUACUCAGGCUACGGCUGGGUGGUAUACUCAGGCUACGGCUGGGUGGUAUACUCAGGCUACGGCUGGGUGGUAUACUCAGGCUACGGCUGGGUGGUAUACUCAGGCUACGGCUGGGUGGUAUACUCAGGCUACGGCUGGGUGGUAUACUCAGGCUACGGCUGGGUGGUAUACUCAGGCUACGGCUGGGUGGUAUACUCAGGCUACGGCUGGGUGGUAUACUCAGGCUAUGGCUGGGUAAAACGUUGCAAGGUUGCCUACUGGUGGUCGACAGUUUCCCAACCCAGAGAGAAUAAAUGUUUCUUAAUUCUUUCACAUUUUCCUUUUCAUGCCAUUUUGAAUCUGAAUAGGUCGGCCCAGCCGCAUUGCCUCUGAAUAGGUAGGCCCAGCCGUAUUGCCUCUGAAUAGGUAGGGCCCAGCCGUAUUGCCUCUGAAUAGGUAGGCCCAGCCGCAUUGCCUCUGAAUAGGUAGACCCAGCCGCAUUGCCUCUGAAUAGGUAGACCCAGCCGUAUUGCCUCUGAAUAGGUCGGCCCAGCCGUAUUGCCUCUGAAUAGGUCGGCCCAGCCGUAUUGCCUCUGAGUAGGUCGGCCCAGCCGUAUUGCCUCUGAAUAGGUAGACCCAGCCGCAUUGCCUCUGAAUAGGUAGACCCAGCCGUAUUGCCUCUGAAUAGGUAGACCCAGCCGUAUUGCCUCUGAAUAGGUAGGCCCAGCCGCAUUGCCUCUGAAUAGGUAAGCCCAGCCGCAUUGCCUCUGAAUAGGUAAGCCCAGCCACAUUGCCUCUGAAUAGGUAAGCCCAGCCGCAUUGCCUCUGAAUAGGUAAGCCCAGCCGCAUUGCCUCUGAAUAGGUAAGCCCAGCCACAUUGCCUCUGAAUAGGUAAGCCCAGCCGCAUUGCCUCUGAAUAGGUAAGCCCAGCCGCAUUGCCUCUGAAUAGGUAAGCCCAGCCGUAUUGCCUCUGAGUAGGUAAGCCCAGCCGCAUUGCCUCUGAAUAGGUAAGCCCAGCCGCAUUGCCUCUGAAUAGGUAAGCCCAGCCGCAUUGCCUCUGAAUAGGUAAGCCCAGCCGCAUUGCCUCUGAAUAGGUAAGCCCAGCCGUAUUGCCUCUGAAUAGGUAAGCCCAGCCGCAUUGCCUCUGAAUAGGUAAGCCCAGCCGCAUUGCCUCUGAAUAGGUAAGCUCAGCCGUAUUGCCUCUGAAUAGGUAAGCCCAGCCGUAUUGCCUCUGAAUAGGUAAGCCCAGCCGCAUUGCCUCUGAAUAGGUAAGCUCAGCCGUAUUGCCUCUGAAUAGGUAAGCCCAGCCGCAUUGCCUCUGAGUAGGUCGGCCCAGCUGCAUUGCCUCUGAAUAGGUAAGCCCAGCCGCAUUGCCUCUGAGUAGGUCGGCCCAGCCGCAUUGCCUCUGAGUAGGUCUGCCCAGCCGUAUUCCAAUUACACAUGUUGAAUUAAUUAAUUUUGACCAUGAUAACCUUCUACUCUUGUCGAUCUAUAUUAAAAUGCACAGCGUAGGUCAAUAUA